Messenger RNA from Exophiala xenobiotica, 1141 nucleotides. RefSeq lists its product as uncharacterized. NCBI's taxonomy places the organism in Eukaryota, Fungi, Ascomycota, Eurotiomycetes, Chaetothyriales, Herpotrichiellaceae. Bases 256 to 873 code for a protein of 205 amino acids. The transcript is spliced from 2 exons. The record is from RefSeq and is a predicted model, not a curated record.
AGACAACCGUCCCAAAAAAUUCCAUACAAUUUUCAAUGCAGGUUUCAAUGCAGGUUUCAAUGCAUCACUACCGAUUGGAAGCUUUCACUACAUCAUUUUCUAUGCACUUCCACCACUGCAAUGGCCGACUCAAUGUUCACAUAGGAAAGCAGAUUCAUGACCGCGAGUAUGCGCAUUGAAGACUCGGACGGUGUUUGUUGCAAUGCUUUCCCUUCUAAAUCAUGACGUCAAGAUACCGUCUUAGCCUCUGCAGUGAUGGUCAGUCAAAGAUCUCUGUUUCUCGUCCAAGAAAAAGAUUCCAGCAUCAAGCCAUGUCGUCCUCGAAUACUCCACCACCGUACGGUCCUGCUGUCCACUACACGGCCAAACAUCUCUUUUUCUACGGCUAUGAGCUCCAAUUGCCCGAAGCACGCUUACAGAACUGGUAUCCUGCAAGUUUUACCGAUCCCAAUAUUCCCGGCGUCCGGUUUCAGACUGAGCGAGCAUUACAUCAUGUAUCGCAAGGCACUUGUUAUGGGCGACACCCCUACGGCCAGCAAGAUCGCCAGUGCUGCCACACCGAGGGAAGCAGGAAGGCUGGGGCGUGAGGUCAAGAACUACAACGGAGAAAAAUGGAAGCAAGCUGUGAACGAGGUGGCUGAGACGUGCAACUACCUGAAAUGCAGCCAGGUAGAAGAGUGUCGGCAGGCACUGCUCGAUUCGGGAGACAGGACUCUGGCGGAAGCAAGUCUAGUCGAUCGGAACAGGGGCAUCGGCUUCCGGGGUGAUGAAGCGGAGAACAAAGAGGACGAAUGGGGAAGAAACCUACUCGGAAAGGCAUUGAUGAAAGUUAGGGACCGAUUGAGGAUGGAGCGACAAGACGGGGAAGUGUGAGGCUGCGCAGCCAUUUCGCUCCUUUCUUAGCUUUCUCUGUGGCAGCCGCCGGCGUCCAGGCGAUAUCAUGCUUCUCUGCUCUGCGGACCGGCUACCGUAUGGUUCUUGCGCUGGGUAAUCACCGGCCGAACAUGGUCGUAGAAUCCGCAUUGAGGGCGAGAAAAAUGACCAGGGCUAGCCAGGGUUUUGAUCGUCAACUCCCGUCCAGAUUGACCCUUUUGGUAUGUAAUCUGCUCGUCCAUCCCGCUCUGGUCCUUUUGGUAUGUCA